Messenger RNA from Hydractinia symbiolongicarpus, 1442 nucleotides. Its product is annotated as calbindin-like. Lineage: Eukaryota; Metazoa; Cnidaria; Hydrozoa; Anthoathecata; Hydractiniidae. Gene Ontology annotation, cellular component: neuron projection; cytosol; synapse. The transcript is spliced from 11 exons. The record is from RefSeq and is a predicted model, not a curated record. Gene Ontology annotation, biological process: regulation of cytosolic calcium ion concentration. Bases 103 to 948 code for a protein of 281 amino acids. Gene Ontology annotation, molecular function: calcium ion binding.
GUUAAAUGUGUUAAUAAGUUAAAUACAUUUAAGUGAGGACAAAUUAUAAUAUAAACAAGAUAAAACGAAAAAUUAUCAAAAAUUUAAUUCUGUUAUUAAAAAAUGACGAAAGACCAAAAGAAAGAGAUUGAUUUGUUUGCGUAUUUUUCAUUAACCUUACCAAAGUGGGCUGGUGAAAGAUUCGUGACAAGCCGACAGUUUUUAAAAGCAUAUAAAAAACUUCAAUGCUCAGAUAAAGGAUAUAUAUGUAUCGACGAUCUUCAUAGAUUUCUUGAUCUCUUGUUUGAGAAUGCACAAGAAAUGGGUGUGGAUUUCAACAUGAUGAAAUCAUUUAUAAGAGAUUAUACGUUUUACAUGGAACAUAAGAAAGAAUACUGGAUAUCACUAAAGGAGUUGCUUAAAACCAUUCCGAUGAUCGAGCCCAACUACUUAUUGAAAUUUCGUGGAAGAGCAUCGUACACAGCAACAGAUUUUAUGUUGAUCUGGAAAAGAUACGAUCCAGAUUACACUGGUUAUCUUGAUAAAUCAGAUGUCGAGGUCUUAGUAUUUGACAUGUUGACAGAUAUAGAACAAAAGAGUGCUCCGAAGAUACACAAGUUGCUCGUCAAAAAAGUACUUUCUAACAGCGAUGAGGACGGAAGAAUAAGCUUUACUGCGUUCAGAAGAUGCUUGCCUGUCGAAAAAAAUUUCAUGACUCAAUAUCAGAACUUGUCCGCCCUGACUGAAGCUGAUGCAAAACGGAUUUUUAGCCACUAUGACCCUGAUGACAAUGGAAGUCUUAGUGGUCAGGAGUUAGAAGCUUUGAUAAGAGACGUUGCAGAAAGAAACAAGAAGGGCGGCGAUUUGGAGUACAUACUACAAAAGACGGAUGAAAUGCUGAAACGUGCUGGUGGAGCGGAAACUGGAGCGAUACUGCCGAUGCAUAUCAAACACUUACACGAUUUAUGAACAAUAACAUAAAAAUAUGAAAAAAUAAUGUAAAUAUUAUUUGAAAGAAGAAUUUCGGCAUAAUUUAUCCUUGGACAUAUAAAAAGCAACGUAGACAUAGUUUUGGAUGUCAAGGACAAUCUUAUAUAAUUCUAUGUGUACUAAAAUAAACCUUGAUUAAUAAUACACAUUGUCUGUUUGUCUGUAAGCCAAAGUAUUCCAAGUUUCUAUUUUGAUAAUUUAAGGGUUUUAUGAUCAAAGAGACCAUUAAAGUCGCAUCUAUAAUAAUAAGCCUCGUUCUGGUAAUAAGCCUCGUUCUAGUACUUUUAUUACUUUGUGCUGACAGGCGAAUAAGAAUGCACGAAAUAGGAAUGUAGGAAUAUGUCAGGUAAUUUUUGUAAGAUUUUCCACAGGCUAGUGACUAGUGUGGCUAAAACUGUAAUAAUUUUCUGCACGACAGAGAUUUUAUUAACUGCAUAAUUUAUUGCAAAAUAAAGAAAGGGUUAACCGUUGAA